Musa acuminata AAA Group (dessert banana) is the source of this 2711-nucleotide messenger RNA. Its product is annotated as S-linalool synthase-like. Bases 1001 to 1951 code for a protein of 316 amino acids. The record is from RefSeq and is a predicted model, not a curated record. The transcript is spliced from 9 exons. Gene Ontology annotation, biological process: diterpenoid biosynthetic process. Gene Ontology annotation, molecular function: magnesium ion binding; terpene synthase activity. NCBI's taxonomy places the organism in Eukaryota, Viridiplantae, Streptophyta, Magnoliopsida, Zingiberales, Musaceae.
UAGGAGAUGGAUGAGUCGAUCUCUUACCUUGUUGAAAGGAUUAAGCAGGAGAUGUUCUCCCCCUCAGCUGACAUGCUCUCCUUCCUGCCACCGUCGCCCUACGAAACUGCAUGGGUCGCCAUGGUUGCCGGUCCUCAGUCUCCUCAUCGUCCCAUGUUUCCGCAGUGCCUAGAGUGGAUAAUCCGCCACCAGAGAGAGGAAGGGUACUGGGGGGAGCUCGGCAACCCCAUGGACUCUCUCACCUCCACCCUCGCUUGUGUUGUUGCACUCAAUGCAUGGGACACUGGCCAUGCUAAUAUCGAGAAAGGAUUAGGAUUUCUUCGUGCAAACAUGGUGAAACUUCUGAUGGAGCAUCGCGGUGGCAUCCCUCAGUGGUUCUCUAUUGUCUUCCCUGGCAUGCUUGAGCUGGCACUGGCCAAAGGCCUACCUGUUCUUCCCGACGGCGGCAGCAUGCCAGCAGUGAACAACGUCUUCAACAGAAGAGAAACCAUAUUGACAAUGUAAGGGUCGGUCAUAGGAGUAUACAUUAGCCGCGCAAGGCUGGGACUGUGUUUUCUUGCUCAUACACAGUGAAUUCUACUUUGAUACGGCAGGGAAAAAUCUUCAGGCAACGAUCGCCACCCCCCGCUAACGUCGUUCCUUGAGGCCCUGCCAAUAAGCUGCAGGCCAAAUCAUGAAGUGAUUCUUAGGCUUCAGAUGGAAGACGGCUCGCUCUUCCACUCUCCUUCUGCAACCGCUUGUGCUUUCAUGAUUACAGGCGAUAGGAAUUGCUUGGAGUACCUGCAGACCAUGAUGAAACGAUGCAGCAACGUGGGUAAGUCCACUAACAAAGAAUCUAUUUCGAGUUAGAUGGAUGCAUAUUCUAAAAGGUAGAAUUGGUGUGGAGUAAACAGUUCCUUCCGUGUUUCCUGUGGACGAAGAUCUCAUAAAGCUGUGUCUGGUGGAUCAUUUGAGGAGGUUAGGGUGUGGUGAGCAUUUUGCGGAAGAAAUACGAGGCGUUAUGGACCAUACUUACAGGAAUUGGGCUACUCAACAACGAGAAGAUUACAAGAAUUAUGAGAUAUCGCAAUAUAUAUAUAGAGACUCGUUAGCCUUUAAUCUUUUAAGGGCAUAUGGAUAUCGUGUAACACCAAGGAAGUUUUGUUGGUUUAUGGAUGAGAAAGAUGUGCUCACGCAUAUCAUGGAGAACUACACUGAAUUCUUAGGAGCCAUGGUUGGUGUCUACAGAGCAGCACACUUUAUGUUCCCCGAGGAAGUUGAGCUUCACAAUGCCAAAGUUUUUGCUAUGAAAGUAUUGCAUAAGUGUUUGCAUUUAGACGGCAACAAUGCCGACUUGACCGGUUUUGAGAAAGAGAUUGAGCAUGAAAUGGAACUCCCAUGGCUCGCUCGAAUGGACCAUCUUGAGCAUCGCAUGUAUAUAGAGAGAAGUAAAGGUUAUAUAACGUGGAUCGGAAAGACCAACACUUGCAGGCUUUCAUGUUCCUCGUUCGUCAUCAAACUAGCAAUUAAAAGCUUCUUAAACCGCCAAUCACUUUACAAAAAUGAACUUGAGGAACUCAAGAGGUGGUCCGAAGGAUCAGGGCUGUCCAAAAUGGGAUUUGGCCGAGAGAAGACAACAUAUUGUUACUUUCUAGCCGCCGUUCCGACAUGUCUUCCUCUACAUUCGGAUCUACGGAAGAUAGUUGCAAAGUGUGCAAUCAUAGUCAUCAUUGCAGAUGAUUUCUUCGACGAGAAAGGUUCUCUAAAUGAACUAGAAUGCCUAACUGAAGCUGUGCAUAGGUGGAAAGGAGAAAGCUUGUGGGGCGAUGCGAAAGUAAUUUUUGAUGCACUCGACGAACUUGUACGUGAUAUAGCUUUCAAAUCAUUUAGUCAGUAUGAUAAUGGUGUGGAAGAUGUUCUUCAUGACAUGGUAAGGUUUGAUCUUUCUCUUUUCUCGAUUAACAUACACUAAGAAUAAUUUGGUUCUCACUAACUUGGUGAUCUGCAUAUAUAUGAAGUGGUGUGAUGUGUUCGCCUCAUGGCUGAAGGAAUUCAAGUGGAGUAGUAGUCAACAUGCACCUUCAAUUGAUGAAUACAUUGAAGUCGCCAUGACAUCUAUAGCCAUACAAGUAAUAACUCUUCCUGCAUAUUGCUUGGCUUGUUCAGGAGCUCCAAAGGACAACAUAAAAUCCCAUUACAGCAAAAUAACUAAGUUGGCAAUGUUCUGUGCUCGUUUAUUGAAUGACAGCCAGAGUUACCAGCGAGAAUUGGAGCAUGGGAAGUUUAACAUGGUACCACUGUAUAUGAAGGAGAAUGCAGAUGCAAGUAUCGAAGAUUCAAUUGACCACAUAAGGGACAUUCUUGAGAAGAAAGGGAAGGAAUUUGUUGAGCUUCUCUUCGGUGAUGAAUAUAAUAGUGUUCCAAAAUUAUGGAAAGAGCUACACUUGACAACUCUGAAAGCAUUUUGGAUGCUCUAUGAUACGACUAAUAAAUUUGACUCGCCUACGGCAUUGCUUCAAAACAUUAACAUGGCAUUUUAUGAUGCUUUGGAGAUUAAUGUUUAGACAACUCUAUCAUUAUAGCUAAAACCUUUUCUUUUUUUUUUGUAAGAGAAGAUUGUAUUGAUCGAGCAAUGUCUUGUUGAUGAAAUAUGAAGAUCAAUACAAGGGAGUAGAUUCAAUGGACCUCUUUGUUUUAAGUGCAAUGACAUGCAAUCAAAUAGCUAUUAAAUU